CACCUCUGCUAUUGUGCAAGUGCCGCCCUAUAAAUACGGAGACACUCCCGGCUUUGGAAGCCUCUGUCAGCUCGGCCUCUGUCAGCUCGGCCUCCAAGGAGCCUCUCUGCCUUCCCCGGGCAUCCCGGCCCGGCCUGCCAGCCGCCAUGAGGGCUCUCUCCUUCCUGCUGCUGAUUCUGUGCCUCGUCUCCUCCCACCUGGCCCCAGGUGCUGGCUUUCUCAGUGGUCUCGGCCAGAGGUCUGACCACUACAUGUGUGCCAGGAAAGGAGGCACCUGUAACUUCUCCCCCUGCCCGCUCUUCACCAGGUUGGAAGGCACCUGUUACGGUGGGAAGGCCAAGUGCUGCAUGCGUUGACUCUGAGCUGGGUGUGACGGAGAGAGGAUGGGGAAGUCCAACGAAGCAUUUGUAACCACUGUUUUAAUAAAAGAAGACUUUUUUUUAAGCAUA
This is a messenger RNA of Mustela lutreola (European mink), 449 nucleotides long. It is a transcript of the gene DEFB1, whose product is annotated as defensin beta 1. Lineage: Eukaryota; Metazoa; Chordata; Mammalia; Carnivora; Mustelidae. The transcript is spliced from 2 exons. The coding region runs from base 147 to 356 and encodes 69 amino acids. The record is from RefSeq and is a predicted model, not a curated record. Gene Ontology annotation, cellular component: extracellular region. Gene Ontology annotation, molecular function: CCR6 chemokine receptor binding. Gene Ontology annotation, biological process: defense response to Gram-negative bacterium; defense response to Gram-positive bacterium; innate immune response in mucosa.